GUAACAUGCGUGUCCAUCCAUGCUCACCCCCUUCCUUCCCACCCUCUCUUCGCGCUUGCAGGGCUUCCGGCCGGCUGUCAUGACCUCUUCCUCGAGGGGCAGGAGCAGAAGAGCGGGGUCUUUGAGAUCCAGCCCCCUGGAGCCCCGGCGUUCAAAGUCUUCUGUGAUAUGGAGGACGGCGGCUGGACCGUGAUCCAGAGGCGCUUGGACGGCUCGGUGGAUUUUGACCGACUCUGGGACGCUUAUAAGGAGGGCUUUGGAAAUCUGACAGGAGAUUUCUGGCUCGGUUUGGAGAAGAUGCACCGGAUGGUGAAGGAGGAGCAUUUUCAGCUGCUGGUCGAGCUGCAAGAUUGGGAAGGCAACUCUCAGAAAGCGCACUUCCUCUUCCGGCUGGGCGGGGAGGAGACGGCUUACACCCUCAGCCUCCUGGGAGCCAUCCGGGGGGAGCUGGAGAGCGCCAUGGGGGACUUCCCCCAGCUGCCCUUCUCCACGCGGGAUCGUGACCACGAUCUGAAGGGUGACACCAACUGCGCCAAGCACCUCUCAGGAGGCUGGUGGUUUAGCUACUGCGGCCACGUCAACCUGAACGGCAAAUACUUCCAGUCCAUCCCACGGCAGCGGCACGAGAGAAAGCAAGGCAUCUUCUGGAAGACCUGGAGAGGGCGCUACUACCCCCUGCGAUCCGCUACCAUGAAGAUCCGCCCUGCAGAGCCGGAAUGGGCGUCCUAAGCCCCUCCUUUGCCCCCCCCAAGAGACUGGUUACGGCCCUUCUUCCUGCCCCGUUCCCGCGAGACACAGCUGGUCUCUGUCUCCGGAGCCCUGGCAGCUGGGGGAAGAGCACCUGGGCACGGGGUCGCUGCUGGGUUGCGGGGCCAGAGGAAUUUGGGGAGCACCACCUUUCAGCCUCCUGCUAUUUGGGGAACGUCUUUUGGGCGGCUGUUUCUGCUGAUUUCAUGCCCCUCCAAAAUGCAAAACAGCUGGGGCUUCCUCCCUCCUCCGCCUUCCCCAAAAUAUAUGUGCAAAGGCAUUGAGACAGCUAUGGGGUUGUGGGGAGGCUAGCGAGGUGUGGGGGGAAGGAAGACCACUCCCCACUGCAAAUGUGACCUCGAUGUAGGAGGGCACACAAUGCGGGGGCCUCUUUCACAGACCUUCCAAACUGCCCUCUUUGAAUCUAAUGCGCCCCCCCCCCACCCUCCUCUCCUCUCUGGAUCUCCUUUAGGUCAUAUUGACUUAAAAUGCUCCUGGGUUUCUCUUGUGCAGGACAUUUGUCCGGAGGGGGUUGGGGGUCAGUGGUUACAUGUUACGUGUGUUUUUCGUCCCCUCUUUUCCAAUGCGUGUUAUUUUUUAAAAAAACAAACACCUGGACCAUCACCGAGUGAAUAUUGUCGUGUAAACGUUACGAAACUGUGCUUCGGAUGCUCGCCGUUAAAAGAGACGGGCGAUUUUUAUUUUAUUUUUUGUUUCUUCCUCUUUGCCUUUUUUUUUUGUUUUUAAAUCUUUUUAUACUUAGGUGUGUGAGACUUUGUGGUCAGUGAUAUGUCUUUUGGGCUUUGAUGUAUAAUAAUUAAAAACGA
Molecule: messenger RNA, 1574 nt
Organism: Notechis scutatus (mainland tiger snake)
Lineage: Eukaryota; Metazoa; Chordata; Lepidosauria; Squamata; Elapidae
Source: RefSeq, a predicted model, not a curated record